AAUCUCUCUCUCUCUCUCUCUCUCACACACACACACACACACACACUCACACUAUUUACUCCUUCUCGCAAAUUCCAACAGAGGCUCUCUCUGUUGCCUUAUAAAUUUGGGAUCUUCCAACCCCCUUUAUUGCCUCAGAUUCCAACCUAGCUAGACUUACCAACAAAACACUUCCAUCACCACUCUUCACUCUUCAGAGAGAGAGAGAGAGAGAGAGAGAGAGAGAGAGAUGGAUGUGGAAAAUAGAGCACAGGAUAAUUACAAAGCAGGAGAAACCAUUUCUGGAGAAGAUCAGAUCACUGUUGAUUGGAGGGGCAGACCCUCCAAUCCCAGCAAGCAUGGGGGAAUGAGAGCUGCUGCUUUUGUUCUUGGGCUUCAAGCAUUUGAGAUAAUGGGCAUAGCAGCAGUCGGGAACAACCUUAUAACAUAUGUGAUAAAUGAGAUGCACUUCUCCCUGUCAAAGUCGGCCAACAUAGUGACCAACUUUAUAGGCACUGUCUUCAUCCUUGCACUCCUUGGAGGCUAUCUCUCUGAUUCCUAUCUUGGCUCCUUCUGGACCAUGCUCAUCUUUGGCUUUGUUGAACUUUCAGGUUUCAUACUACUAUCAGUGCAAGCCCAUCUUCCCCAGCUAAAGCCACCCCAGUGCAACAUGGCAACAAAUGGAGAGCACUGUUUGGAAGCAAAAGGAUUCAAGGCCUUAAUCUUCUUUGUGGCACUUUACUUGGUGGCCCUGGGGAGUGGCUGCGUAAAACCCAACAUGAUUUCUCAUGGUGCUGAUCAGUUCAACAAAGCUGAGCCCAAGCAAUCCAAGAAGCUCUCCACCUACUUCAAUGCUGCCUACUUUGCCUUCUCCAUGGGUGAACUUGUUGCCCUAACUGUUCUAGUUUGGAUCCAAACCCAUUCGGGUAUGGAUGUCGGGUUCGGACUCUCGGCAGCUGCCAUGGCAAUGGGACUCAUUAGUUUGGUUUGUGGUACAGUGGUUUAUAGGAACAAGCCUCCUCAAGGAAGCAUCUUCGCCCCUAUAGCUCAAGUUCUUGUGGCUGCAUUUGUAAAGAGAAAGCAAGUGUGUCCAUCUAACCCACAUAUGCUCCAUGGCAGCCAAAGCAAGGUGCCGAACAACCACCUCGCUGUUUCCUCCGAUGGUGGCUUUGUUCUUCAUCACACCGAAAGAUUCAGGUUUUUGGACAAGGCCUGUAUCAAAAUCCAACAUGGGACAAACACAAAGGAGAGUCCAUGGAGGCUGUGCACUGUGACUCAAGUGGAGCAAGUGAAGAUACUAAUUUCAGUGAUUCCAAUUUUUGCUUGCACCAUUGUCUUCAACACCAUUUUGGCACAGCUCCAAACAUUCUCAGUCCAACAAGGAAGUGCCAUGAACACCCAACUCACGAAAUCCUUCCAUAUCCCCCCGGCGUCGCUCCAAUCCAUCCCUUAUAUCAUGCUCAUCUUCAUCGUCCCUCUCUACGACACAUUCGUCGUGCCAUUUGCCCGGAAGAUCACUGGCCAUGACUCCGGGAUCACCCCAUUGCAGCGAAUAGGCUUUGGUCUAUUUGUCGCGACAUUUUCUAUGGUUUCCGCGGCCCUAAUGGAGAACAAAAGGAGGAAUUCAUCUGUGAAUGAGAACAAGACACUGUCCAUAUUUUGGAUCACCCCACAGUUCUUGAUAUUUGGCCUAUCAGAGAUGUUUACAGCAGUUGGCUUAAUUGAGUUCUUUUACAAACAGUCUUUAAAGGGAAUGCAAGCAUUUUUAACAGCCCUCACCUACUGUUCAUACUCAUUUGGCUUCUACUUGAGCUCUCUACUGGUCUCCCUGGUCAAUAAGAUCACCUCUAGCUCAUCCAAUGGUGGUUGGCUGAGUGAGAAUAAUCUCAACAAAGACAGGCUGGAUCUUUUCUACUGGCUACUAGCAGCUCUAAGCUUUGCCAACUUCCUUAACUACCUGUUUUGGGCUAGAUGGUAUUCUAAUAAUCUGCCUGUAUCAGCAACCAUGCAGAAUAUUCAGUCUAUCGGUGAAGACUUCAACCAUGAAAAUCCAAGUUAUACUAAACACAGUGGAGAUGACAAUGCUGCUUGAUUAAUGGAUUUGACUAUGUCCCAAUGCAGAUGAAUGUCUCUUUAAUAUAUACAAGUCUUGUAUUGCAAAUAGAGAAAUAUAUAUAGUAGCAUGCUCCUUAUAGGCUGCCAAUAUUUGUACAAGGAUAAGGUAUAUCCAAAAAUGGCACCUUUUCUAAGUUGAGAAUGCAUUGCAUUUUCUAUUACCUAA
Messenger RNA from Diospyros lotus (date-plum), 2260 nucleotides. RefSeq names its product protein NRT1/ PTR FAMILY 4.3. Gene Ontology annotation, cellular component: membrane. The coding region runs from base 230 to 2071 and encodes 613 amino acids. Gene Ontology annotation, molecular function: transmembrane transporter activity. The transcript has 5 exons. NCBI's taxonomy places the organism in Eukaryota, Viridiplantae, Streptophyta, Magnoliopsida, Ericales, Ebenaceae. Gene Ontology annotation, biological process: transmembrane transport. The record is from RefSeq and is a predicted model, not a curated record.